This is a messenger RNA of Schizosaccharomyces octosporus yFS286, 831 nucleotides long. RefSeq lists its product as uncharacterized. The transcript has a single exon. Bases 1 to 831 code for a protein of 276 amino acids. The record is from RefSeq and is a predicted model, not a curated record. NCBI's taxonomy places the organism in Eukaryota, Fungi, Ascomycota, Schizosaccharomycetes, Schizosaccharomycetales, Schizosaccharomycetaceae.
AUGCUUUUUACUAGAGUCUUUACGCAACUUGAGCGAAUCCAGCAAACCUCGCUUGUUGGCUCUCGAAAUUUUUCCAUUCAUGCAUCAUGCAUGUUUUCAAAUCUCGGAAUUUACCCACAGCCUCCUAAAAUACCUUCUAGCUUUGCUAUGAUAUCCCCUGUCUUUUCAAAUGUACACCACCGUAAACCAAAUGGUUCUUUCCAUACUUUUCCUAUUUCAUACAACAAAAGCUCUCUCUCAAAAAGGGCUGCUUCUUCUACACCCAACACGCUUCAUUCCGAUAUCGCAUGGCAGGCAAUGACAACUCAAAAGCCGUUUCGUAUUUACCAAGCUGAAAACGAUAAAACAUAUCGUUUUUUGUAUCUGCUUUUCCUGGCCACCACUCUAAAUGCUGCCUUCUUUGCUACCCUCACUGGAUUAGAUAUGUAUCGUUCUGGUGAACUGGGUUUCCAGAAUUGGUACACCUAUACUUACUCUGAGAAAGUCAUGAGAAUUGGUUCUUGCUUAGUGAUUCCGUUGCUAUACUUGGCAACUGCUUUUCUAUUUUUUCUGCCACGAAGAACCGUUCAUUCCGUUUACGCAUUGCCUGCACGUCAAAUUGAAUUCAAGACCGGUCUUCCCGGACCCAACAAUCACCUCUAUUUCGAAAAGUCUAUAAAGCUUCCACGCAAUGAAGUGUUCAUACUUUCACAAUCUCUUGAUAAAAAUCCCAUGGUUAUGAAAGUAAAUGGUACGCGUUUUUUUUAUCUCUUGGACACGAAUGGAAACUUCACGGGUGGAUCUAAGAACAUUCUAUCUUGUUUAAUUCCAACACAAAAGUUGCGUGGUUAA